Lotus japonicus is the source of this 2084-nucleotide messenger RNA. RefSeq lists its product as uncharacterized. Lineage: Eukaryota; Viridiplantae; Streptophyta; Magnoliopsida; Fabales; Fabaceae. Gene Ontology annotation, molecular function: protein binding. Gene Ontology annotation, biological process: regulation of GTPase activity. The transcript has 8 exons. The coding region runs from base 191 to 1570 and encodes 459 amino acids. The record is from RefSeq and is a predicted model, not a curated record.
AUUUCGCUAAAGCAUCCGCCACCAUAUUAGGUUCCAUGAGAUGUAACGUACGGAAAAUGAAGCGUGAGAUUGAAGAGAAAAUGAAGCGUGAAUAAAUAAAUACUAUUCAAAUAACUAGCCAUUGUGAAACUAGUACUUUUCCCCUUCAUUUUGCAGGGAAGAAGAAUCAUUGGAGAAAGAAACACACAAAAUGGCAAGACGAUCAUACAAGACGAAUUUGGGAUGCAUAGCAUGCGACGAUUUGGCGGAUCUCGGAGCCGGAAAACCCGGUUGGCUCGUCGACAACCCGAAUCUCCUCACCGCCCUCGACACCCACUCUCUCCUCCUCGCCAACCGCAUCUCAAUCCUCGUUCUCUCCUGGUCCGAUCCCGAUGCAUCUCGGGUCAAGAUCCGACCCGAAUUGUCCCCCAUCGAUGCCGAAUCCAUCUCCGCCGUCGAGUGGUUGGUCUUCGACGACGUUCGUGUCAUCGUCGCCGGAACUUCCUCUGGUUACUUGCUUGUUUACUCCUUGCGCGGUGAAUUGAUUCAUAGGCAGAUGAUUUAUCCUGGACGUGUUUUGAAGUUGAGAGUUCGCGGAACGAAGAAAGAUUUGAUUCAAGACUCUUCUUCAGAAGAGUUUUGUCUCAUUAUGCCUGGUGUGAUUGCCCGUUUUGAUAGCUCUGAUAUUCAGAAUAUGCUGCAGAAAUGGUUUGAAGAAUCGCAAUCUCAGUUAUGGAAUCAAAAGCCAAAGAGGGAAGAUUCAGAGGAUUUUGAACAUUCCCAUGUGAAAUUACCUUACCAGGUGUGGAAUGUUGGCAAGUAUGGUACUUGUGCUGAUGCCGCAAUCACUGGGAUAAUGCCUCCACCACUGAUGGAACAGCAGUCAAGUCAACGUUAUUAUUGUGCAGUGGCUGUUGGAGAGGAUGCUGUGAUUUCAGCUUACAGACUUUCUGAGGACAAAGGCAGGUCAUUAGUGGGGGCUAUCCUGUCUAAAGUAGUGCCUGCAGCAUUUUCCACAGUAGCUUCUUUUUCUAAAUUGAUUUGGCGAAGUGAACCGGCUUCUCCAAAGAAAUCUCCAAGGAAAUCAGAUCAGAAGCCUCAGCCAUUUGCUCGAGCUUCACCUUUGACGUGUUUAAAAGAUCACCCUAGGAAAGGUGAGAAGCUUACCUUAUCACCAAGUGGUACAUUGGCUGCUAUAACUGAUUCUCUUGGUCGCAUAUUGCUGCUUGAUACACAAGCACUUGUGGUGGUGCGCUUAUGGAAGGGAUAUAGGGAUGCCAGCUGUCUAUUCAUGGAGAUGUUGGUGAAUAAAGAUACUGCAUCGUCAAGCUCUACUUAUUAUGAACCAAUGAAGAGUGAUUACUGCUUGUGUUUGGCUAUUCAUGCACCAAGAAAAGGAAUUAUUGAGAUCUGGCAAAUGAGAACUGGGCCACGACUUAGAACGAUUCCAUGUGCUAAAGGUAGCAAGAUGUUGCAACCCACCUACAGGUUUGGUGCAUCCAUAUCCUCUCCAUAUGUCCCGCUGGAAGUUUUCUUGUUAAAUGGGGACUCGGGUCAGAUAUCAGUCUUAAACCGAACCUUGGAUUCUUGACAUGUUCUGCUACAACAAAAGCAGUGUAUGAUAUUAUAAUGUUCUCGCCAUGCUCGGGGUCCGAGGAAAGGUUUAUUGUAGGCAGGUUGGCCAGCGUAUGCAAAGAAAGCAAUCCUACAGCUCGAACCAAAUCUCCAGAUCAGAUGGCAACACUUUAAAAUCGGGGUGCCAUGAUUCCUCCAAAAAUGGUGUAUUGAAGUUCAAUAUAGGAAUGGUUACUAUUCGUCCGACUAGUCGAAAUUUCUACUAUUUGUAAAGGGGAAAUUGAUAGAAACAUGAUUGUGAGUGAGGGAGACUUCUCGUCCGAUGGUUUCUUUUUACAAUUGGGUUAUUGUUUUGUUCACCCAAUGCUAUGGGUUCGGUUCCUCUAAGAGACUUGUGUCUCCGUUUCUUUUUACAUCACUUUAAAGAACCAAAUCUUACUCUUAAAUCCCUUAUUAUGUAUCCACUAUCCUCUAACAACUAGCUAACUUUUUUUGUGAUAAAAGAUGUAUUAAUUCUUCUCUUUUGGUUA